AAGGGAAAUUCUUUUCACUGAAUUUAGGAAGUCAUUGCUGAGCAGACAUCCUGGUUGGAUACAAUUAACAAAUUUACUGCCGGUAGAAGCCCGGGGAUAUAUAUAUAUAGGUUUAUUUCACUUUACUAGUCAGUAUCCUAACGGAUGGAAUUCAAUAAGCACUGGUUCUCUACAUGUUUGACUGAUUGAAUAUUGAUUCUUAUUGAUUUGUAUUGAUUGCUUUAAAAUAAAAAUUUGAGUGAAUUUCAUCAUGUUUCCUGUACAAAUACAUAAGUCCGAAUUCUUGCUGCAAACUGGAGCUCAAUAUCAGCUUCAUACAGACAAGAAUAAGUUGUCGCUGAAGAGACCAUCAUCAGCUAAGACGUUAAUAAGUUGGCGGUGGGACACCAUAAGAAAUCAUUCAGUUUACCAACAAUAUUAUUCAAUAGAAAUGUAUGAUGCAACCCUGUCAAAAACCUGUUCACUAACUUUAACAUCAUGCAAUGCUGGAGCAAUCUACAAAGCAGUACAAGAAAAUAUCCUAGUAUUUAGCACGAAAGUGUGCAAGAACUUGAAAAACUUACAAGCAGAAUGUAAAUCCGAUUCACCCGGAACAGGAAUUGAGAUUCAACCACAGGACAUUCCGAAAGAUUUGUUAUAUGAAAAUCUAAAGAUUAACAAGAAAUACGAAAAUAUAUCUUCACAAUUUGAUGUGAACAAUUACGAAGGGCAAGAAAAAAGCAACCAAGAAAUUAGGAUAAAAUCAUCCUCGGAAAUACCCACAAUAACACUGACAACAGAAAAAUUGCAAAACAGUAAUAAUAUAAUAAAUUGUGUUGAACAGGCUAUCACCACUCCAAAAAGAAAGAACAGAGGACGACCUUAUAAAGAAGUUGUACAACUUGUGAUGAAUCAGACACAAAAAAUUACUUCCCCACAAUCUGAGUCAAAGUAUUGCCAAGGACAAGAAAACGACAACCAAGAAAAUUGUGUUAAACAGGUUAUUGCAAAUCCAAGGAGGAAGAACAGGGAUCAGCCUUACAAAGAGAUGGUACAAAUCCUAACUGUACAGAAUUAAAAGCAACAAUUCUUCAGAAAGUGUCUUAUUUAGAGAAAAAUGAUUUUUGUGGUACAUUAUCAACAAUUUUGAUAGACUUUAUCAAGAGUAAAAAACUGGGCAUAUUUUUACACAAUCAUAUAUAUUAUACUGUAUUUUUGUUAUUAUUAUCAUUAUUGUAUCGGUUAUUAAAUUUUGGCAAUGAAAUAAUAGAAUUAUUAUUGCUAAUGUCAUUCUUAUAAUUUUCAUCAUGUACAUUAAGGUAAAAAAAUUACGUAAAAUUACGGCAAAUCCAAAAGGAAAAGUUCAGAUUAAAUUAAAUUGUACCAUGUGUAAGCUAAAUGUUGAAUGGUAGAUUUAUGAUAAUUGAAAAUGUUCAAAAAUAUUAAAUGUAUAUGUGUAUGAAUAACAUAAUAAAAUAUAAAAUGAAUGUGUACAAAUUAUUUACUAUCUAUUUCUAUUUUAAGUAAAUCAAAAGAGAAAUUGUAAAUGUUGUAAAUAUUAAUUUUAAUCUAAUAGGAAAUGGACAGUAUUUCAUGAAAUAUAUAAUAAUAAAUAUAUAUUCAUAGUGCAAUAUGACAUAAUUGAUGAAAUCAAAUUGUUUAUAUAUUAUUACUGUUAUUCAUCAAUAAAAAGGA
Molecule: messenger RNA, 1674 nt
Organism: Anneissia japonica
Lineage: Eukaryota; Metazoa; Echinodermata; Crinoidea; Comatulida; Comatulidae
Exons: 2
Coding region: 251-1057 (268 amino acids)
Source: RefSeq, a predicted model, not a curated record